Sorex fumeus (smoky shrew) is the source of this 2778-nucleotide messenger RNA. RefSeq names its product protoheme IX farnesyltransferase, mitochondrial. Bases 77 to 1420 code for a protein of 447 amino acids. Gene Ontology annotation, biological process: heme biosynthetic process. Gene Ontology annotation, cellular component: mitochondrion; mitochondrial membrane. The transcript has 7 exons. NCBI's taxonomy places the organism in Eukaryota, Metazoa, Chordata, Mammalia, Eulipotyphla, Soricidae. The record is from RefSeq and is a predicted model, not a curated record. Gene Ontology annotation, molecular function: protoheme IX farnesyltransferase activity.
AAAGAAGAUGGCGGCGCCCUGUGGCCGGUGAGGAGGGAGGACACGGGGAACUCGGAGGCGGCCAGACGUGGGCGUCAUGGCCGCAGCCCCCCGCACUCUCUCCUCACGCCUCCUGACAGGUGGGGUAGGAGGAUGUGUCUGGCGUCUGGAGAGGAGAACUGUGCAGGAAUCCCCUCACAAGUUCUUGCACCUUUUCAGGACUGCCAAUAAGCGGUGGCUUACAGUUCAACGGUUCAACUUUCUGAAGCGCUUGUAUGUCACACAACUGAACAGAAGUCUGAAUCAGCAAGUUAAACCAAAGCCAGAACCAGUGUCAUCAUCUCCUUUACUUGAAAAAAUCUCUUCAGAUGAAGGCAAAGCUGAAAUAUAUGAGAUGAGACCUCUUUCAUCCCCAAGCCUAUCUUUGUCCAGAAAACCAAAUGAAAAGGAAGUGAUUGAACUAGAAUCUGCUUCAAUAAUUGAAAGCACCGUAGAAGUUGGACAACAGAGAGAUGAAAAUCAGUGGAAAGAGAUGAAGCUACAUGUGGACAGUUUACCAGGAAUUUUGGCUCGACUCUCCAAAAUAAAACUCACAGCUCUCGUUGUCAGUACCACUUCAGCUGGAUUUGCAUUGGCCUCAGGACCUUUUGACUGGCCCUGUUUUCUGAUCACUGUUGUUGGGACGGGCCUUGCAUCAUGUGCUGCCAACUCCAUUAAUCAGUUGUUUUUCCUGGAAGUGAAUGAAUAUCCCUCACUGCUGGCCAAAAUGAAAGACUUCUUUCCUGUCAAUCUUCCUGAAAACCCGUUGCUGGCAGUGUCCUUUGCCACUUGCUGUGCUGUUCCAGGAGUUGCCCUUCUCACCUGGGGGGUGAAUCCUCUCACAGGUGCCCUGGGGGCUUUCAACAUCUUUCUGUACACUUGCUGUUAUACGCCACUGAAGAGGAUCAGCAUUGCCAACACGUGGGUCGGAGCUGUGGUUGGGGCCAUCCCACCUGUCAUGGGCUGGACAGCAGUUACUGGCAGCCUGGAUGCUGGUGCACUCCUCCUCGGGGGCAUCCUCUACUCCUGGCAGUUCCCUCACUUUAACGCCCUGAGCUGGGGCCUGAGGGAGGACUACUCGCGCGGUGGCUACCGCAUGAUGUCCGUCACCCACCCCGGCCUCUGCAGACGCGUGGCCCUGCGCCACUGCCUGGCGUUGACGGGGCUCUCGGCGGCAGCACCCGCACUGGGCGUCACCACGUGGGCCUUCCCCGUCAUCUCCCUGCCCAUCAACCUCUACAUCGCCUACCUCGGCCUCCGCUUCUACGUGGACGCCGACCGGAAGAGCUCCAGGAAGUUGUUCUUCUGCAGCCUGUGGCACCUGCCCCUGCUCCUGCUCCUCAUGCUCACGUGCAAGCGGCCAGCACGGGAGGAACAGGGCAAGGGAGAGACGCAGAGCUGAAGUCGCUGUCAGCGGGGAGGUGCAGAAGGACACGUGGGUAGUUUGCCUCUGUGACUGGACAGAGGUAGUUUGGUGAUUUGAAGGAUGAGAAUAGAAAUUACGGGGUUUGGUAUAAGACUGUAAACUAAUUUGGUGCUUAACGAUAGGCUGACAAUCUUUUCAAUGAUAAUAUCCAAAAUGUCCCCCAAAUAAGCAGUGGAUCGACUCAGUAUCUGAGUGCAAAGAGAGAGUAUCUUUCUUUAUGGGCUGUAUACUCUCUCCCGUCAUUCCAUCCCCAUCGCUCGGCUUUCUCCUUGCAUAGAUGUACAUGUAACCACCUCCCACCUGCCUUUGUCAGCUGUGGUGGUAACUGGCCCACAGACGAGGUAAGUGCUCUGCUCUUGAUAGUCCCAGUUUGUGUCCACAGGCUGUCACCAAGGAAAAUGGAUGCUGCCACCACUGUAGCCCCUGGCAGCUUCCAGCUUAUCCAUUACAUGUGUUCUCCAGCAGUCAGUUUCCCAGGUGAUACAAGGCCAGGGAUAGGCUGCCACAGGACCUGUGGAAGUAGAUUCCAAAGGGUUUCCUUGAGAAUCUCACCUGAACUGCCAGUCCCCGCCCAACACCCACCCCCACCCUGCCCCGCCCCUGCCAUUAUGUAAUUAGCAUUUCAAAAACUCCAAGGAAUCAAAGGUUUCUUUCUGAUUGAGUUUACAAUAUUGAAGGUAUCCUAAGCAUUUCUUUUGAAAGAGACAGCAUAUCAUACCAGUCUCUGAUCCGUGCCUCUUCCUACAGACACCCUCUGUAGAGGGUCAAUUCUUGUAUAGCUUUCAGUGAAGAAGAGAAAGCAGAAAAAAAGGUGAGCUGGCCUAGCCAGCGUGCAUAACCCCCAUUCUUUUCCCAUUAGUGAAAAACACAUUUCCAAACUGCCGUCUUCUGAAAUCAGACGUAAAAUUCCAUGUAUCCAGUGGUCUUAAGAGCCAGAAAGUGGAGUCGCACUCCUGAUGGACAGGAUUGUAAGUGGACUUGGUCUCACAUGCACUUGUCCUUUGGGUAUUCCCCUGUGUCUGCUGGCAAGUCCCAUUUGCCUUGAAGCUUGACAGGAUGUGUGAAUCACUCAUUCUUCAGGCCACUGCUUCCAUGUAGGAAUUCAUUUGGGGGGUUUCAUUGUAAUAUGCUUAUCUAAAAACUCUGUAAAGCAAUUGCAGAUAUCAGUCCCAGUUUCUCCUUGUCAGAGAUGUUGUCUCUGGGCUGUAUGCAGGUUAUUUGCUGUGGGAACAUGGCAUACAAAUGUCUGGAAAAACACCUGCAACUUAAUGCAGUGCAGCCCUUAAAUUUGAUUAGUUCUGUUUUCCUGCUGCAAUAAAAACCAGUACAUAAAA